Seriola aureovittata is the source of this 2854-nucleotide messenger RNA. RefSeq names its product melanin-concentrating hormone receptor 1b (gene mchr1b). The coding region runs from base 303 to 1403 and encodes 366 amino acids. Gene Ontology annotation, biological process: neuropeptide signaling pathway. The record is from RefSeq and is a predicted model, not a curated record. The transcript is spliced from 2 exons. NCBI's taxonomy places the organism in Eukaryota, Metazoa, Chordata, Actinopteri, Carangiformes, Carangidae. Gene Ontology annotation, molecular function: melanin-concentrating hormone receptor activity; neuropeptide binding. Gene Ontology annotation, cellular component: membrane; neuron projection.
GCAGAAACACAAUGACAAACUAUGACAGUGGAAAAUAUCUGUGCGUAUUGGAAUUUGACCGUUUUGCCUCCUUACGUGGAGCUGCCGGGUUUCACACUGACAGACCUGAAGACUGCCUCCCUCUCUGUUUUUUUUUAUUUUUCUUUUUACGCGCGUGUUAGUUGUCUCGUGCUGCAUAUAAGCUAUUAAACCCAUAAACCAAUAUUUUUUCAAAUUCUUUUAUGCUGCUGUUCUCAUGGUAUCUCGUGUGUAAAAUAACGGUUAUGUAAGUUGUUAUUAUUAUUAUUAUUAUUAUUAUUAUUAUGGGGAUGGACUUUGCCUACAUAUCGAAUUCAUCUUUUUCAUCCUUCAGUCCUGAGAAUGUAGAAGAAGAUCAGGAGCAGUACAACAAUGUGCUCAUGCCCAGCAUCUUUGGUGUCAUCUGUUUCUUUGGGAUCUUUGGAAACUGUAUAGUCAUCUACACCAUUGUGAAGAAGACCAAGCUCUGCUCCCAGCAAACAGUACCAGACAUAUUCAUCUUCAGUUUGUCCAUCGCAGACCUCCUCUUUCUCCUUGGCAUGCCGUUUCUCAUUCACCAGCUUGUGGGUAAUGGCUCCUGGUGCUUUGGUGGCACCAUGUGCACUGUCAUCACAGCACUUGACUCCAAUAGCCAGAUUGUCAGUACAUACAUCCUGACUGUAAUGACUCUUGAUCGCUAUCUGGCCACCGUGCAUCCCAUCCGCUUCAAACACGUCCGAACCCCCUUCAUGGCCGGGGCGGCGGUCGCUCUGGUGUGGGUGUUUUCUCUGGUCUCCAUCACUCCAGUCUGGAUGUACACGGGACUCAUGCACCUCAAGGACGGCUCGGUCGGCUGCGCCCUCCUGCUGCCCGACCCCGCUACAGAUACAUACUGGUUCACCCUCUACCAGUUCUUCUUGGCCUUCGCUCUGCCUUUGGUGGUCAUCUGCGGGGUCUUCUUCAAGAUUCUCCAAAACAUGUCAGCUACAGUUGCUCCACUGCCCCAGCACAGCCUGAGAGUGCGGACGAGAAAGGUGACCUCUAUGGCAGUGGCCAUAUGCCUGGCAUUUUUCAUUUGCUGGGCCCCUUACUACAUCCUGCAGCUGGUCCACCUGGGAGUUCAACGGCCCACCUUUGCCUUCCUGUUUGCCUACAACAUUGCCAUCAGCAUGGGCUACGCCAACAGCUGCAUUAACCCAUUUAUCUACAUUAUUCUAAGCGAUACAUUCAAGAGGAAGUUCAUUGUAGCCAUUCGUCCGUCUCACAGGGUUUUCAGGGUUGCCCCCGCUCUGGCUGAUGGCAGCAUGAGUCUGAGGAUGGCAGCAGACAGCUUGCAUCCAUCUCACUCGCAGUCAUCGGGGGAACUGCUUCAAAACAUGCUGCCGGUCACUGUGGCCGUGCGCUGAGAUGAGACAGUUAACCAGUCAGUCCACGACCACUGCCAGCAAAUCACCAUCUGCCACUACUGAGCGCCUGUUUCCCCAGAACACACCUCUGUUUACAUGAAGCUGCAACCAAGGAGGAAAACUCAUUCCACAUAGCGACUUUAUUGAACUACACACUACAUUUAUGCGCCAAGUUGUUAUAUAGUGUGUGACAUUACAAGGUCAGUUCAGUGUGAGUUGUUAUCAUAGAGAAAAAAGGAACAUCAGUUUUCUUCCACCUUAUACAUAACAUUUUCAAACUCAGUGAACUACAGAAAACACAUUCAGAUAUUGAACUAUGGAAUGAUUCAUGAUUACUGUAUCUCUGCAUUUAAAAAAAGAGGACAGUUUCUGUUCCACACAUGGCUCAAUAAAGGCCUUCAAACUAAUAAUAUAUUUUAGUGCACCAUGUUAUUUUCACCAUGCAGAAUAACAUUAACCUCAUGAUUCUGCAAACCUUGAUUCUGUACCUCAUCAUAACAGUUUUUAUCAUCUGAAAUAUCAUCCAUCAUCAUAAUCAUAUCAUCACAAAUAUUUGUUUUAACUGUAUUUAAUUGUAUUAACUGGUGUAUAUUGCGACCUGCAGUCAGUAUUGUUGGAUAAUUACAGAAUCUAUUGUGUAUUUCAUUAUGUCCGUCACACAGUUUGCCAGUGUAUGUGAUUUUGACCGAGCCAUCGCACUCGCAGCCUGAUCAUUCUAUCAAUAGCGAAUAUGUGGCUUUUGUAUUUUACAGCAAAAAUCAUGAGUCUUUUGUACAACACCAACUGCACUUUAUCACAUUUUAAAUGAUUGAAUGUUGUAACUUUGGCAGAAAAAACGCUGCCUGUCUGUUUACCGUGUCAUUGCUUGUGUAUUGAAACUUAUGAAAUGUCAAAACACUGUAUUUAGCAGUGGAACACCAUUCAAGCUUGUACAAACAGUGUGUGUAGUAAUAAGUGUAAAAGCUCUGCUAGGUUUUAGAGGAACCUGCUGCUCUUCACGUGCCAUGUGACUGAUGUGUUUUGAAAUCAGUGGCUAAGUGGCGACAGAUUGCAUGUUCUCAUCAGCGAGGACAGAGAGUCUGCGUCACAUAAUGGCUCCAUUUCAUUUUAAAUGCAGAGUUUUCUCUGUGGGAGGUGAUGGUCUAUAGGUCCUGCUUAUGUUACAGAGAUAAUCCUGUAGAUGUCAUUACUUGUAUUAUCCACAGUGACAUUAUACUGCAUGUGUGUGGCUGUCGUGGCUUGUGAUGCUGUGAUGCGGGUAUUAGUCUCUGUGUAUUUAACUGGGCAUCUUAACCGUGAUGUGAACGCUGUGGAAAUGUGCCUCUUUGUAACCUGCUGUAUGUUUGAACUGGUUAAUCCUACUCCAGGAGAUACAGUGGACUGUCUUUGACAUGCAUGAAGUGAAAUAAAGUGUUGAGCUCAAUUGAAAUAUAUCUCUUUGGAAAAUCAUU